This is a messenger RNA of Pecten maximus, 714 nucleotides long. Its product is annotated as perlucin-like. The record is from RefSeq and is a predicted model, not a curated record. Lineage: Eukaryota; Metazoa; Mollusca; Bivalvia; Pectinida; Pectinidae. The coding region runs from base 79 to 603 and encodes 174 amino acids. The transcript has 6 exons. Gene Ontology annotation, molecular function: signaling receptor activity.
AUAAGAGAUAAACAGAAUGGUAUACAUUGUCCUAUUUCCGGACAGAACUUGUUCAGGAGGCAAAAUAGCACAACAAUUAUGGCUUGGAUAAACAUUGUUUUGGCGGUUGUUCUGUUUGUGGUAAGCCCGUUGCCUGUUAUAUCCAGUACAACGGUAGGCCUUCCCACGUGCCCACAUAAAUUCGUAUACUUAGAUGGUUCCUGCUUCAAAGGCAUAAAGGUUUCUGCAACAUGGCCGGAGGCCCUGGCGUACUGUGAAGUGUUUGGAGCAGAAUUGGCGAUCAUCAAGUCAGCGGAGGAGCAAAAAGCCGUGGAGGGAUACCUGAACACUUUACACGAUCCUGAGUAUGGGAGUACAAAGCAUCAUCAGUACUGGUUUGGAGCGAAUGACAUCAUAACAGAGGGAGAUUGGAAGUGGGCAGUUACCACAGAGACGAUUAACUAUACCAACUGGCGAAAUAACCAGCCAGAUAAUGGCGGCGACGACAAUGACUACGAUGAUGAACACUGCGCUGAAAUGUCAGAGGAACACAGCUGGCAGUGGAACGACAACGGAUGCGAAGAGGAGAAACACUUCUUGUGCGAAAUGAUUACCGAAGCAUAGUGAUUGAUGGACAUUGUACAAGUUGUUACUAACAGGACAGAUAAUUGACCAACCAAGACAGAAGAAUGCAUCAUUUUACCAAUAAAAUCGAAAAUAAAGUAUUAAGUAAUA